AUGUCGACCACCUGCGGCCGUUGCGCCGCAUCAUUGAAGCUCACACGACAACGCCGACUUGACAAAGCAUUGUCAAUUAAGCCUGGCAUCUCAAAGAGAAGUUCAAUCUACGGGAUAAAUAUCUCAGGCUACUCAGCCACCGGUUAUAUCAGCAACCGACAAUAUGCAUCAUCUUCAGACAAGAGAGUUCCGUCAGCUGCAUCAAGAUCGUCCUGGAAACCACCCACCAAAGAUCCGAGAUUCUUCCUUUCAGAGGACGUCAACCCACCUCUGAGCACAUUACCCGCCGACCUCGACCUUCCGCCUGCAGGCAACUCCAGCGAAUCCUUCUCACAGAAAGCCUCACGCUACAUCGCAACCGGCCGCGCAUAUUUCGGCUUCUAUAAGACUGGCCUCAAAAACGUCUACUUUAACUACAAAGCUUCAUUACCAAUUCGCCAAAAACUCGGUCUUCCGUCGUAUAUACCUUCCUCCCCACCCUCCUCAUCGCGCAACACAUCCGCAGGCGCAUCCUCGCUCCACACAGCAAUCAACACCCUCAAAAUCACCCGCGCCGACUUCCAACUCGUGCGUCGCGCCGCCUACGACGUCCGGCGCAUGAUCCCCUUCGGUCUGAUUCUGCUAAUCUGCGGCGAAUUCACCCCCUUAGUCGUCGCCGCAAUCGGCGAUGCUGUGACCCCUUAUACCUGCCGCAUACCGAAACAACUCGCCAAGACGCGCGCAAAACGUGUGGAACAGAGACAACACGCUUUCGCGGCUGUGCAGGGUGGAUUGGGCUCAAUGAAGCGCAUGCGUGACGAGGAUACGAUGACAUGGUUAGCGGAGCAAUUCGGGUCCAGGGAGUUUGCGGCUACGGCGUCGUCGGAGCAGGUGCUUCGUGCUUGUGCGGUGUUUGGGUUGGCGAAAUCGCAUGAUACGGGUGCGGCUUGGGUGUCGUUGAUUUAUAGGCCGAGGUUGCGGAAGUGGACUGAGUAUUUGGCGCUGGAUGAUGAGUUGAUUGUGCGUGGCGGCGGAGUGGAUGCGUUGAAUACGAAGGAAGUCCGCAUCGCGGUUGAGGAGCGUGGUGGGUUUAUUGAUUCGGAUUUGGGAGAUCAGAAAGUUGAGAAGGCAGAGAGGGAGUGGCUGAGUCGGUGGCUGAAUAAGAGGAAGUUCAUCGAGUGA
Molecule: messenger RNA, 1161 nt
Organism: Talaromyces amestolkiae
Lineage: Eukaryota; Fungi; Ascomycota; Eurotiomycetes; Eurotiales; Trichocomaceae
Exons: 1
Coding region: 1-1161 (386 amino acids)
Biological process (GO): intracellular monoatomic cation homeostasis
Cellular component (GO): mitochondrial inner membrane
Molecular function (GO): ribosome binding
Source: RefSeq, a predicted model, not a curated record